AUAAAACCUUCUCCAGAUCCAAACAAUUUUUACCUCUACUUGAAAUAUAAAUGUAUAAAAAUUACAUGAUUGUACUGCAAUGAAUAUCUAAAUUGUAGAACGGAGCAUGGAAUGGAAGGAUCAUGCCCACUCCUCUUUCCCAGUUUCGGGGAGCAGAGCGGCUCUGAACGGGGAGGAGGCUACUCGUCGCAGAAGGUCGGCGUUUAUCGACCAGGUGCGGAUACUAUCGACUUGGGCUACCACACCCUCGACAAUAAUGCUUGCCGCACUACGUCAUCAUCGUCCUCGUCAACCCCGGGUGUAUCCAGCACGCCAACUCGUCAACAGCAACAGCAGCAACAGCUACCGCAGCCUAAGCAUCAUCUGGUUCAUCACGUCGUCGUCAAUGACCUCUGCCAGCUCGACGACAAUCUGCUGCUGAGGAUCUUCAGCUGGCUUGACACCCGUGACCGUUGUUCCCUGGCGCAGACUUGCCGACGACUCUGGGAGAUCGCGUGGCAUCCGACACUCUGGCGAGAGGUCGAGGUGCGUUAUCCACAGAAUGCCACCGCGGCGUUAAACGCGUUGACGCGCCGUGGUUGUCACACCUGUGUCCGUCGUUUGGUCCUGGAAGGUGCCACCGGGUUGCCCGGCAUCUUCGCUCAACUGCCGUACCUCAAUCUGACCUCUCUAGUGUUGCGACACUCGCGUCGAGUCACCGACGCCAACGUCACCACCGUGCUGGACAGCUGUGCUCAUCUCAGAGAGCUCGACUUGACUGGCUGUCCUAAUGUUACUCGUGCCUGCGGUCGUACCACUAUUUUACAACUGCAGUCGCUCGAUCUUAGCGACUGCCACGGCGUCGAGGAUUCCGGCCUAAUGCUGAGCCUGUCGCGCAUGCCGCACCUGGGAUGUCUUUACCUACGUAGAUGCAGCCGCAUCACCGACUCCAGCUUGGCCACCAUCGCUUCCUACUGCGCCAACCUACGUCAGCUGUCGGUGUCGGAUUGCGUGAAAGUUACGGAUUUCGGGGUGCGCGAGCUGGCGGCACGUCUCGGCCCAUCGCUCCGUUACUUCUCCGUAGGCAAGUGCGACCGCGUGUCCGACGCUGGUCUGCUGGUCGUCGCCCGUCAUUGUUACAAGCUGCGCUACCUGAACGCCCGUGGUUGCGAGGCGCUCAGCGACAGCGCGACCAUCGCCCUGGCACGCGGUUGUCCGCGUAUGCGCGCUCUGGACAUAGGCAAGUGCGACAUCGGCGACGCAACUCUCGAGGCACUUUCUACCGGCUGUCCGAACCUGAAGAAGCUGUCCCUGUGCGGAUGCGAGAGAAUCACUGACGCUGGUCUCGAGGCAUUGGCCUACUAUGUGCGUGGCCUGCGGCAACUCAACAUCGGCGAGUGCUCCAGAGUCACGUGGGUCGGCUACCGCGCGGUCAAACGCUAUUGCCGACGUUGCGUCAUAGAACAUACUAACCCUGGGUUCUCCAGCUGAUGUUAUUCAAUUAACAUUAAUUAUCGUCCAUAUUAAUACUGGCCGAGCAGCAACGUGGACAUAUUCUCGGAAAAUAAGUACGAAGAGGAGAAUAUUUCGAUGAAUUCUCUGGA
Molecule: messenger RNA, 1583 nt
Organism: Cyphomyrmex costatus
Lineage: Eukaryota; Metazoa; Arthropoda; Insecta; Hymenoptera; Formicidae
Gene: Fbxl7
Product: F-box and leucine-rich repeat protein 7
Exons: 1
Coding region: 112-1470 (452 amino acids)
Biological process (GO): SCF-dependent proteasomal ubiquitin-dependent protein catabolic process
Cellular component (GO): SCF ubiquitin ligase complex
Molecular function (GO): protein binding
Source: RefSeq, a predicted model, not a curated record